This is a messenger RNA of Ostrea edulis (European flat oyster), 836 nucleotides long. RefSeq lists its product as uncharacterized. The transcript has 5 exons. Bases 16 to 462 code for a protein of 148 amino acids. The record is from RefSeq and is a predicted model, not a curated record. NCBI's taxonomy places the organism in Eukaryota, Metazoa, Mollusca, Bivalvia, Ostreida, Ostreidae.
UUUCACAAAACCAUUAUGGCGAUGUACUGUUCUGAAAUUUCGAAAAUACUGAUCUUCCUUUCAUUUACACUUACUAGUGCCUAUGCCUGUGGUCCCCCACCCGCGUUGCCUUAUGUUGACAUGAAUUUUACGACGUCACAGCGCACCAUGUGUCCGGGUACCGUGCUCCAUUUCAACUGCAGCAACUCGACCUCCAGUAAACAUCAUGAAAAAGUAACAGUUACAAUGGUCUGUCUGACCAACAACAAAUGGGAAAUCCACGGAGCUUCGCAUUGUGAACCGGAGCGGUGCUACGUUGCCUUUGCAAUAAUACUGACAGCAUCAGUCAUAGCUGUUUCGAGUGCCACGACGUAUAUAGCCACAAUGGUGAUAAUCUGGAUUCUGAAUAGAAAAUCAAGGUACCAUAAAAUAAAAGGGGAUGCAGAUGAUGAUCUUCACAAACCAUUAAAAAUGAAGAUCUAAAUGAAGGAAGAAAAGCCACGUUGACGUGAAAUUUCAGCCUAGUGAAUCUAUUUUAUCACGUACCUGUGAUAUAUAUGCUAUGGUCCUUUACAAGACAGUACAUUUGUACUAAUAUUAGAUCAUUAACAAUAUACUUAAACAUCUAUAUCUUCAGAUAAUUGUAAUCUAUUUUUACUACUCUAUAACAUAUUAGAAUUCCUUGAACAAUUGUGUAGAUUGCUGUUGAAAUUCAAAAACAUGUUCUCAAUUCAGUGGUUCAGAUUCUUUAACUUGGAUAAGGGGCAACAAAACUAAAUGUAUCAGAAUAUCCUGAGGCCAGGGCCGAUUAUCAUUACAACUUUAUAUACCUCCAUAUUUAUCAUUGAACUUGUUAU